Molecule: messenger RNA, 801 nt
Organism: Solanum tuberosum (potato)
Lineage: Eukaryota; Viridiplantae; Streptophyta; Magnoliopsida; Solanales; Solanaceae
Exons: 2
Coding region: 1-801 (266 amino acids)
Source: RefSeq, a predicted model, not a curated record
AUGCCUUAUAGACGACAAAUUCAAGCAACCUUUCAUGAUCUUCCUGCUGCUGCUGUAGGACUGAUGGACACUUUACUUUCCAUAGAACCUGAAUAUCGAGGAACUGCAGCUCUUGCUCUUCAGGGUGAGUUCUUCACAACAGAACCAUUUGCUUGUGAUCCUUUAAGUUUGCCACGAUGCCCUCCCAGAAAUGAGAUGGAUGCUAAAGAAACCAAGAUGAUUAGGGAAUUUAAUGCAGGAUUACAGCGAUCAAGGUCUGCUACUACCCAUCAAAGUGAUAAUCAGAGAGUAGUAUGGAAAGAACCAAUUCAUUACCAUGACAUAAAGGGAAAGAAGAAGUGGACAGGUCCAUCACCUGAUGAAUCAGACAAAAUGCAGGAUUUACUCAGAGAGUGUAAUGACACGAUCCUCAAAGCUGUUACACGUGGGAGGCUAGAGAAGGGAUUAAUAGCUAAAGUAAAUGUCCAUGACUCAAAUGGAAAGAAGAGUCAUUCUGUAGGUCCAUCAACCAAUAUGCAGGGAUUACCAAGAAAGCACUGGGCUAAGUUUGACAAGGAAAAAAAGGCGGAAGGGGAAGGAAAUAACUCCAAGCUAGAGAAGAACCAACUUAUUGAACAAUUGUUGCCUCCUGCAGAAUCAGAUGGCCUUAACUUCCUGGAAGACAACCAUUAUUGUGGUCCACUUUCAUCUGCAUCAAAACCAAUUGAUGUGGAUCGAAUAAUUAGAGAGCACGACCGACAGAUCCAAGAAUCUGUAGAACGUGCCAAGCAACAGAAAAAACUAGGUAAAGCUAAGUUUUGA